This is a messenger RNA of Gavialis gangeticus (Gharial), 1887 nucleotides long. It is a transcript of the gene ST3GAL6, whose product is annotated as ST3 beta-galactoside alpha-2,3-sialyltransferase 6. The coding region runs from base 132 to 1121 and encodes 329 amino acids. Gene Ontology annotation, biological process: glycolipid biosynthetic process. Gene Ontology annotation, molecular function: beta-galactoside alpha-2,3-sialyltransferase activity. The transcript is spliced from 10 exons. Lineage: Eukaryota; Metazoa; Chordata; Crocodylia; Gavialidae. The record is from RefSeq and is a predicted model, not a curated record.
CUGGUGGCUCUUCCACUCGCUGCCUACCAGUACAGAGACAAAACCAACGUCAAGUUUAAAACGUGACCUUUGCUUCCCUGCCACUGAGAAGUGAGCCACAAGCAGGGCCCCUGGGCACAGGCCCCACUGUCAUGAAACGGUUCCUGCUGGUGGUUAUCCUGGUAGCUGUUCUUAUGUAUGCCGUGCUUCACACAAAUGUGUGGAAGACAAAUGACUACUGGCUCUCAUAUAGGACAAUGGAAAGAAAAAAUGUACUAACCACUUGUUUGCGGAAGCCAGCCUUUGCAUCACUAUUGAAUGCUAAUAAAAUAUAUCCAUUCCUGUGCUCUAAUGACUUCUUAAAAGUGGCAGCAUUCCAUGGAAGUGAUAAAUUUGAAUUACCGUAUGGUAUAAAGAGAGCAGAGAAUAAUUUUCACCUAGCCCUUUCAAGACUGGAAAGCUGUGAUCUCUUCCAUAAAGAUGAUGGUGAGCCCUGUAAAAAGUGCAUUGUUGUUGGUAAUGGAGGAGUGCUUCGAAACAAGACACUAGGGGAAAAGAUUAACUCCUAUCAUGUAGUAAUAAGAAUGAAUAAUGGUCCCAUAAUAGGGUAUGAAGACGAUGUUGGGAGGAAGACAGAUUUCCGACUUUUUUAUCCAGAAUCGGUUUUUUCAGACCCAAUUCACUAUGAUCCUAAUACUACUGUUGUUCUUGUCGUUUUCAAACCACAUGAUUUAAAGUGGCUCUGGAGCUUACUGGGCGGUCAGAAAGUAAAUGCUAAAAGUUUUUGGAAAGAACCAGCCUUGAACAUGAUAUAUAAGACUAACCAAAUCAGGAUACUUGAUCCUAGUAUUAUCAGAAAAACUGCACAUGAAUGGCUUCAUUUCCCUACAAGAUAUUUCAAAAAGGAAAAACCCAAGCAUCCUACAACGGGACUAAUUGCCAUUUCUUUGGCAUUUCACAUUUGCCAUGAAGUUCACCUGGCAGGAUUUAAGUAUGACUUCACUGAUAGAAACAGUUCUUUGCACUAUUAUGGCAAUGAGACUAUGUCUCUAAUGAUUGAGAAUGAAUACCACAACAUCAGUGCUGAGCAAAGGUUUUUGAAAAUGCUCAGAGACAAGAACUUUGUGGUCAACCUGACAUAAAGAGAACUGAAGAGCAAUCACUAUGUUCAGCAAGAAAUAAUUUUAUUUUUUGUACUGUAUUUUUAUUUUUUAAGCGCUGUGUCUGUUUAUUGAGAUAUUUAAAAGAAACACAGAAGCCUCAAAGGUGACAGUGGCAGACAGCCCCUAACCAAGACUGAGGACAGUAACUCUUCUCUCUCAUGGCAUACAACCAGACUGAACUGAUUUCUGUGAAUUUAUUUAAUUAUGAAAAAAACUGCAACCUUCAGCUAAAAAUAUCAGGGAUAUAUAAGAAUAUAAUGCACAACCUUUAUUUAACAAUAAGAAUUCUUUUUUCAAAUAAUUUCUCUUUACUAUCUUCCUUUCCUACAUCAUCACCCUCAAGAAUUAUAUAUGAUGUCCACAGAGCUGCAAGAUCCUGAGGUAAUCAGUAAAGGGAUACCAAGUCUUUGAUUUCUCGAUUUUGGGUCUGAAAAUGAUUUAGAAUGGCAGCACUUGAUAAUUGUUACUGCAAAGGAUAAAUAUGAUAGUAUGUGAAGGUCAGCUGUUCGCGUAUUAGAAAAUGCCAUGAUUAUUCACAGAAGUCGACACUUUGUUUUUAAGGCUAGCUCAACAGCUCAUAAACUGGACAGCAUUCAUUGAAUGUAUUCUGUAUACACCUAGGUUGAAGACUGCAUUGGCCAGAGAGUGUAAAAGUCACACUGAUGCUGCUUAUGCUGUAUCUAAUGUGCAAAGCACUGGGGUUGAUAGUUCCCAGUACUUUCCAUCACUGGCGAUGUACAAGUGG